Messenger RNA from Colletotrichum chrysophilum, 1326 nucleotides. RefSeq lists its product as uncharacterized. The record is from RefSeq and is a predicted model, not a curated record. NCBI's taxonomy places the organism in Eukaryota, Fungi, Ascomycota, Sordariomycetes, Glomerellales, Glomerellaceae. The coding region runs from base 1 to 1326 and encodes 441 amino acids. The transcript is spliced from 5 exons.
AUGCCCGCCCGCAAACGUGCCGCGUCUCCCGUGGCGGAUGAGCCCCGCCGACGGUCCGGCCGGAUCUCAAGCACGCCCAAGAAGAGCAAGUACUUUGAAGACGACGACGACAGUGAGGCCGACUUCAAUGGCGAUGAUGGGUUUGAUGAGAAUGUUGAGGAUGAGAGUGAUGUUGAUGAACCAGAAGAGGAAGAAGAGAAGCCGAAGCGCGGACGGGGACGGCCAAAGGGUGCUGUUGCGAAGCCUAAGCCCAAGGCUAAAGCUCAGACCAAGGCUGUGCCGGUGAAGAAGAGAGCGAAGAAGCAAAAAGUUGAAGAGACUGAGGACGACUACCAGGAUGAGCAGGUGGAAGAGGAUGACGAGGAAGAAGAAGAGGUCGAGGAGGAUGAUGAUGAGAGGAAGCCGAGGGUGACGAUUAUCCCAUUGGAGAAGAUGAGGGGUCUCGAUGGGGUUGAGUACUCUGAUGAGACAUUGCACAAGAACACAUUGCUGUUUUUGAAGGAUUUGAAAGCGAACAAUGUGAGAUCGUGGCUCAAGAGCCAUGACGGCGAGUACAGACGUGCAUUGAAGGAUUGGCAGUCUUUCGUCGAGACGAUCACGGAGAAGAUUACCGAAGUGGACUUCACGAUCCCUGAGCUUCCUGUCAAGGAUCUCAUCUUUCGCAUUCAUCGGGACAUUCGGUUCAGCAAGAACCCGACGCCCUACAAGCCGCACUUCUCUGCUGCUUGGUCAAGAACUGGCAAGAAGGGUCCGUACGCGUGCUACUAUAUCCACCUCGAGCCAGGCUCAUGCUUUGUUGGCGGCGGGCUGUGGUGCCCCGAGGCGCAGCACCUGCAGGCGUUGAGAGCCAGCAUCGACGAGCGGCCGCGACGGUGGAGGAGGGUUUUGAAUGACGAGCGAUUCAAGAGGACCUUCUUGCCAAAGGUGAAGAAGGCUGGCGAGGAGGCCGCGAUAUUGGCAUUCGCGGAUGUCAACAAAGGGAAUGCGCUGAAGAAGAGGCCCAUGAACUACUCUGCCGAUCACCGCGAUAUCGAGCUGCUGAAGCUGCGCAACUUUACCAUCAGCAAGAAGGUUGACGACCAGAUUUUCAGUCAGGAGGAUGCCCAGGAGAAGGUUUGCGAGGUCAUUGCUGCUAUGGAACCAUUCAUCACCUUCCUGAACAGCAUCGUCAUGCCGGAUCCCAACGCCGAUGAUGAUGAGAGCGACAGUGAUGAGGAAGGCAAUGAGGAUGAGAAUGGGGAUGGGCAGGUUGACGAUCCGCCCGAGGAGAGUGGUGAUGACGAGGAAGAGGAAGAAGGCAAGGAUUGGAGUAAGCACAAGUUCUAA